UAUUGCGUUUGAGGAAGCGCGAGAAACCGCGUCAAACCCAGAACAUAUUUGACUUUAUGAAUCAUAUCGACAUCACCGAGGAGUUUAAUGUGACUGCACUUAAAAUAUACGAUUUCCAACGUCCCGAGCAAAAAGUGAAGAAAGUGGCAGCCGCAGCACAGCAUGCAGGUCAGCGGUUAUCUGUGCGCUCUCAUCGCCUGUAUUGGAUUAACCCUGUCCGUGCCGACCGGAAACCAAACGCGACUGGAGUCUGGAAACGACGCGUCGCCGCUCCUCCUGGUGUCGUUUGAUGGUUUUCGCGCAGACUACCUAAAGAAAUACUCAUUUCCCAAUCUCGAGAAGUUCUUCUCCGAGGGCGUCCUUGUGCGUGAGCUGUCCAAUGUGUUCACGACGAAAACCUUUCCCAAUCAUUACAGUCUCGUCACAGGUCUGUACGCGGAGAGCCACGGGAUACUGGCCAGUAUUAUGUACGACCCGGUGUCGAAAAAGACGUUCUCCAUUCAGAAUGACAGUGACCCUUUCUGGUGGAACGAAGCCACUCCAAUUUGGGUGUCCGUGGAGGAGUCUGGAUAUAAGGCAGCGGCUGCUAUGUGGCCAGGAACGGAUGUCAAUAUUCAAAACCACACAUUAAAAUACCAAUUCGAAUACGACCCCAAGGUGACUUUCCAAGACCGGCUGGGAAACCUCACACAGUGGAUGACCACGGACAAAUCUGUGAAGUUUGCCGCUCUGUAUUGGGAAGAGCCCGACCGGAGCGGACACAUAUACGGCCCGGAGAACACCACUGAGAUGAGCAGGGUUUUAAAGGAAGUGGAUGGUCAUAUUGGCUUCCUGAUGGAGCAGCUCAACAAAACGGGACUAUGGGGGAAAAUAAAUGUCAUCAUCACUAGUGAUCACGGUAUGGCACAGUGCUCUCAAGAGCGUCUUAUUAAGCUGGAUGACUGCAUCAGUCCGAGCAGCUAUAGGGUGGUGGAUCUCACUCCUGUGGCUGCCAUAAUCCCACUGGAAGAUAAUUCGACUGUGUACAAAAACCUGUCCAGCUGUCACAGUAACAUGAAGGCGUACCUGAAGGACAAUGUUCCUGAUAGGCUGCACUAUAAAAACAAUGGAAGGAUCCAGCCAAUCCUUUUGGUGGCGGAUGAAGGCUGGACGAUUGUCAAAAAUGGCAAACUCCCACGCAUGGGCGAUCAUGGCUAUGACAAUACGCUUCCCAGCAUGCACCCUUUCCUGGCCGCCCACGGGCCUGCAUUCCGCAAAGGCUACAAGAUGUCGAGCUUUAACAGUGUGGAUCUCUACCCGCUCAUGUGUCACCUCGUAGGUGUCCCUCCAAUGCCUAACAACGGCAGCUUCGCUCACGUGCGCUGUGUGCUAGUUAACGAGCAGUGCGGAGAGCUAGCGUUAGCGGUGGGCCUCGUCAUCGGGGUUCUGAUCAUCCUGACCACCUUCACCUGCCUAUUCAAGCUGAUGAAGAACAGAGAUGCCUCGUCUCCACGUCCGUUCGCCCGCUUGGAGUUAGAGGACGAAGCUGAUGACGAGCCGCUGCUUGAAUGAAGUGUGUUAUUAGACGCAGGUACUGUGUUGGAUGGAGGGAUUUGACUUGAUUCAAACGCAUGCAGGAUACGUUAAAGGAAUAGUUUAUCGACUUCAUUUUCAAUUUCAGGUGAACUGUUCCUUUAAACGCUGAAAUGGUGCAGAGAUGACAAUCAUACUGAAACUGUAAGGGAGAAAUUGAAGCCAGUAACAUACACGGAAGGCACAAUAAUGAUAAUGAGUCAUCGUUAGUACUAAACAACAUGACAAAACAUGUCCUCAACAUUAUCAGCAGCUGUUGAGAUAGAAAUACUUUAAAAUUUGUUCUUAAAGGGAUAGUUCACCCAAAAAUGAAA
Molecule: messenger RNA, 1886 nt
Organism: Sinocyclocheilus anshuiensis
Lineage: Eukaryota; Metazoa; Chordata; Actinopteri; Cypriniformes; Cyprinidae
Product: bis(5'-adenosyl)-triphosphatase enpp4-like
Exons: 4
Coding region: 163-1551 (462 amino acids)
Source: RefSeq, a predicted model, not a curated record